Messenger RNA from Boeremia exigua, 930 nucleotides. Its product is annotated as Sybindin-like protein. Gene Ontology annotation, cellular component: TRAPP complex. The record is from RefSeq and is a predicted model, not a curated record. Bases 143 to 607 code for a protein of 154 amino acids. Gene Ontology annotation, biological process: endoplasmic reticulum to Golgi vesicle-mediated transport. Lineage: Eukaryota; Fungi; Ascomycota; Dothideomycetes; Pleosporales; Didymellaceae. The transcript is spliced from 2 exons.
AACAAAUACGCGCGAUACCCACGACCGUUUCGCAUUUGAGCGUUCUUGUAACCCGUCCUUCCUUGCCAUUUGCUGGUACCCAAAGUAGACCGAGGAUCCCGACUCACGGAUUAGAACUAGCCAAUAAUCCCCAACUGUCACCAUGGUCGUGUUUGCCCUCAUGAUCGUCUCGAAAUCUGGCGGCCUAAUCUAUAAUCGCGAAUUCCACACGGGUCUGUCCAAACUGACCUCUAACGACUACCUUAUCCUCGCCGGCUCCUUCCACGGCAUGCACGCCAUAACGUCUCAGCUCUCGCCCACCCCGCGCGUUCCGUACAUCACACCGCAGAACAACAUGAUGGCGCCUUCGCCCUUUCCUAACCGCCCGACAGGCAUUGAGGUCAUGGAGUCCAGUCAUUUCAGAUUGCAGUGCUUCCAGACACAGACGGGGACCAAGUUCUUAUUGGUCACGGAACCACAGCAGCCGAAUGUGGAUACCAUGAUGAAGAAGGUGUAUGAACUGUACGCAGAUUUUGUCAUGAAGAAUCCGUUCUACACUGUGGAGAUGCCUAUUAGGUGUGAGAAGUUCGAUAGGGGGCUAGAUGGGUUUAUCAAAGUUAGGGGAUGAAGGGAGACCUAUAUGAAGAGAACACGAGCAAGCAAUCAUGAUAGGAAAAGUCAGUCUCACGGCAAGCAAGAGGGUCUCUGCGCGACGAGCGUUGGCCACUCAGCUGAAUGGCACAUCGCUGAAAGGGGAAGAGCAUCAUAGACACUUCGUCCUAAAGAGUCCUUCAUCGGCUCCCAACACGAACGGAAGAGCACAGAAACGCUAUGAGGCCGGGUAAGCGACACAGUACCCAAGGACUGCAAGAGCAUAUGGCUUCGUGAUCGACCACUGAGUCAAAAAGACAGCUGCUAAUAGUCGAUCAUAGCCUGCGCGCAUAUGACUAU